Messenger RNA from Candidula unifasciata, 1320 nucleotides. The record is from the annotation of a GenBank genome assembly. Lineage: Eukaryota; Metazoa; Mollusca; Gastropoda; Stylommatophora; Geomitridae.
AUGAGCUCCGCACCAGACGUAAUCAUGGGUCAGGCUGAGUCAUUAAUCUCAAUGACAGACUUGUUUGUCCUGUCCCUGGCCGGAGGGUUCGCAAUGUACUGGUUUGUGUUUCGCAACAAAAAACAGGAGACACCAAAUUUCAAGAAACUCACUGUUGCACCAGUGUUAGAAAGAUCUACAUCCAGUGAUGCAUCCUUUAUAACUAAAAUGAAAAAUACAGGCCGAAACGUUGUGGUAUUUUAUGGGUCACAGACAGGGACUGCGGAAGAGUUUGCCACACGUCUGGCAAAGGAUGCUGCCAGGUACGGGAUGAAGGGCAUGGUUGCUGACCCUGAGGAAUGUGACAUGGAAGACUUGACCAAACUGACAGAAAUAGAGAACAGCCUAGCUAUAUUCUGCAUGGCCACGUAUGGAGAGGGUGACCCAACAGAUAAUGCUCAAGAGUUCCAGGAGUUUUUAACCAAUGGGAAUGGAGAUUUCACUGGAAUUAAGUUUGCUGUGUUUGGACUCGGCAACAAAACAUACGAGCACUACAACUCCAUGGGUAUCUUUGUGGACAAGAGGCUGGAAGAGCUGGGAGGAGAGAGAGUAUUUGAACUGGGACUUGGGGACGAUGAUGCCAAUAUUGAAGAAGACUUUGUCACCUGGAGGGAAAAGUUCUGGCCAGCUGUGUGUGCCAACUUUGGCGUUGAGGCUACAGGAGAAAAUGUCAACACAAGACAGUAUGCUUUAACACCACUUGCUGACGAUUUCCCCAAGGAAAAGAUAUUUACAGGAGAGGUAGCCAGAGUUGGGUCUUUUGCUAAUCAAAAACCGCCAUAUGAUGUCAAGAACCCCUACCUGGCAUCAGUGACAGUGAACCGAGAGCUCCACAAGGGAGGUGAUCGCUCCUGCAUGCAUAUAGAAUUGGAUAUCUCAGAGUCGAAGAUUAGGGUGGGAUCUCCAUAUGACCACAUGGCUUUUAGGGUCUUCCAUGACUCUGGAAUUUAUGACGCAAGCAAAAAGCACCCAUUCCCGUGUCCAUGCACCUACAGAACUGCCCUAACACACUACGUGGACAUCACCCAGCCACCCCGCACCCAUGUCCUGGGAGAGUUGGCAGAGUACACAGACAAUCCACAGGACAAAGAGUUUCUUCAGAAGAUGACCCAGGCAACAGACGAGGGCAAGAAACUCUACAAUGACUGGAUUCACACUGACCACAGGGACAUCCUGGCCAUCCUAGAGGACAUCCCGUCUCUAAAGCCUCCCAUUGACCAUUUGUGUGAGUUGUUGCCACGGUUACAGCCACGGUUCUACUCAAUCUCAUCCUCCCCCAAG